Drosophila yakuba is the source of this 1899-nucleotide messenger RNA. RefSeq lists its product as uncharacterized. NCBI's taxonomy places the organism in Eukaryota, Metazoa, Arthropoda, Insecta, Diptera, Drosophilidae. The record is from RefSeq and is a predicted model, not a curated record. Bases 1 to 1899 code for a protein of 632 amino acids. The transcript has 3 exons.
AUGGGUGACUUCAAUGCAAAAAUUGGCCCCAACAACACCGGACUAAGAUCUGUCAUGGGCCAGCAUGGAACUGGGACUCGCAACGAUAACGGAGAGAGAUUAGUGGAACUCUGCCGGCUAUUCCAACUGCUCAUCGGCGCCACAAUAUUCCCACACAAAAAUGUCCACAAGUACUCCUGGACAUCUCCAAGUGCUAUUACGCGCAACCAGAUCGACCACAUAUGCAUUAGCAGGAAAUGGAGACACUCGCUACUGGACGUACGGAACAAAAGGGGAGCAGCCAUAGACAGUGACCAUGAGUUGGUCAUUGGAGAACUUUCAAUAAAGCUCAACCGCAACCACUCAAGGAACACUGGCAACAGUCAAUACCGGCGAGCGCCCCCUCUAAACCUGCACCUCCUAAGCGACUCUACUCUGAAGACGAGAAUCACGUCCACGCUGCGAGAACAGCUGAUCCCCCUAGAAGACCACCCAUGGGAGCACACCUGCAGGCAACUAAGGACCACGGCGGAGGAAAUACUCGGCCUGCAACAACGCGGAAGAUCGGACUGGAUAUCUGAAGGGACCUCCUGGGACCUGAUUAGAAGGAGGAACCACCUGAAGCCUCUGGCGAACCAGCUCACACAGUACCGGGAGGAGUAUCACGGACUAUGCAGAGCGGUGAAAAGGUCGGCCAGAAAGGACAAAAGAGCACAGCAGGAUAGACUUGCGGCAGGCGCAGAACGAGCAGCCGGCGAGAACAACAUGCGCUCGCUAUACACGCUAUACACGGUUCACAGGAACCCAUCACAAACAGAACUAACCAGUCAGAGAUCUAGAAGCCACACCACGUCACCAAACGUGGCCAUAGACUACAGGAGUGUUGUGCCGCCAAGUGGGAGUAGCAGGAUACCCUCUGCACCCCCGAAUGUAAGAGAAAUCGUGAAUGCAAUAAAGAAGCUGAACCACAACAGGGCAGCUGGCGAAGACAACAUACCAGCCGAAUUGCUUCAAGUUGACACCCAACUGAUGGCUGAAAUAUUGCAUCCACAUUUCUCACGCAUAUGGGAAGGCGAGACGGAAAAAAUUGAGCCAUCAAUCCGAGACGAACAGGCAGGCUUCAGACCCCACAGGAGUUGCGUAGACCACGCAAAUACACUACGCAUAAUAACCGAGCAAGCUGUGGAAUGGAGAGCCCCGCUUUACGUCCUGUUCAUCGACUUCAAGAAGGCGUUCGACUCAGUUGAAAGAGCAGCAAUAUGGCGAGCACUCGCAAGUAAAGGAGUACCUGCAAAUCUCAUCGCCAUCAUCAAAUCGAUGUAUGACGAUGCCAACCUGGCGGUACUGCACAAUGGAAAAACUAGUGCACCUUUUCAGACAAACACCGGAAUUCGGCAAGGAUGCCCGCUGUCACCACUCCUCUUCAACAUCGUAGUCGACGAGUUAAUGAGCGAAGUAUGCUCUUCCAAGCGCGGAAUUACGUGGAACCUAACCAAACACCUUGAGGACUUGGACUACGCAGACGACAUCUGUCUCAUAUCGCACAGACUCGACGACAUACAGAGGAAAAGUGGCGACCUCGUCAGGAUAACCAGCAGCGUAGGGCUCGAGAUAAACAUAGCGAAAACAAAAGCUAUGCGCUUCAACCACUCCAGCCAAGGAAACAUCAACAUAAAUGGGAACCCAAUCGAGUUCAUUACCAGUUUCCCAUACCUUGGCACCAUCAUAUCGAACAGUGGUGGAGUGGAUGAUGAUGUCUUCAGCCGUCUUGGCAAAGCCCGCUCAGCAUUUGGGAGAUUAUACUGCAUAUGGAAAGACCGACAAAUCAGCCGACGAACAAAGCUCAGGAUCUACAAUGCGUGUGUGAAAUCCAUACUGCUAUACGGAAGUGAGACAUGGGACACGCCACGAAGAAAAUAA